GAGAUGAAUGUGCACAUGGACUGCGAGGGCUGCGAGAAGAGAAUAAGGAAGGCCAUGUCCCGGCUCGAAGGCGUGAGCACUGUCGAGAUCGACAUGGACAUGCAGAAGGUGACGGUGACGGGGUACGUGGAGCGGCGGAGGGUGCUCCGGGCGGCCGAGUUCUGGCCGUCGCCGUACGACGCCGGGUACUACCCGUUCGCGAUACGGUACCUGGAGGACGACACAUACCUGCCCACGCACAGGUACCACCUCCACGGCUACAACGAUCCGGUGGUGGGCUACUACCCCGGCCACGCCUUCACGCACAUCCUCGACGACCGCGCGCUCGCGCUCUUCAACGACGACAACGUACACGCCUGCACCGUCAUGUGAUCCUCCAUUCCUCCGGAAGAAAUUUACAAAAAAGAAAUGCUAUUAAUAUAGGACGAAGAAUACACGUCAAGUGUUUCUAGCUAAUCUAGGGCAAGGGGAAUAUGCUAUCCUUUGGA
Triticum dicoccoides is the source of this 488-nucleotide messenger RNA. Its product is annotated as heavy metal-associated isoprenylated plant protein 45-like. Lineage: Eukaryota; Viridiplantae; Streptophyta; Magnoliopsida; Poales; Poaceae. The record is from RefSeq and is a predicted model, not a curated record. Gene Ontology annotation, molecular function: metal ion binding. The transcript has 2 exons. Bases 4 to 372 code for a protein of 122 amino acids.